GUUCAUAAAUUGAUUUACAAAAACUCCUUGCAUCAGAACGUACGACCUUCUUCGUCCUCACGAAAUAUCUUCAACUGCGGAUCUGUAGUGGUGGUCAAAAUGCAGAAUUUAUGCAGAACCAAACCGAUUUAUUAUAGUGACUAUUCAGACACAGCCUUUGGCUGAGACUUUUAUAAACUUUGAGUAAAAACGUGUUGGUAGAGUCGGGUCUCUCGUUCAUUUUUCAACUUGGUGGGCACCUUGUCCCCAGGCCGUUAGACCCUUGAGUUCAGAGGUAUUUCUUGCUGUUAUUCGAUGAUUCAAAAGGAAUCAAGGAAAGGAAACCGAUGCGAAAAGAUCAUGGAAGGAAUCCUAAGCAACCCCCUCAUGAAGUCAUUCAUAGCAGGGUCUUUCAGUGGCACUUGCUCUACUAUUCUUUUUCAACCACUAGAUCUGGUGAAAACAAAGCUACAGGCACCAGUUUCAAUCGGCGCCUCUCCUCUGGGAAUAGUCACAACAGUUACCAAUGUUGUCCGAAAUGAAAAGAUUCUGGGACUGUGGCGUGGAAUGGCCCCAUCCAUUUCCCGCACAGUUCCCGGAGUGGGCAUGUACUUCUGCUCCCUACAUUGGCUAAAAACAAACUUUGGGAGUUCAGAUCCCCAUGCAUUGGAAUCCAUGUUUCUUGGCGCAUUGGCCAGAUCAUUGUCAGGUGUUUCCAUGCUCCCUGUGACUGUUGUCAAGACUAGGUUUGAGAGUGGUUACUUCCAAUACAGAAGUGUUCUGCAUGCUCUUUCUGAUAUUUACCGAUCCGAAGGUGCUAAAGGUUUAUACAGUGGGCUUGCAGCAACACUCCUGCGGGAUGCUCCUUUCUCUGGACUCUACCUCAUGUUUUAUACUCAGCUCAAAAAAGCCACCAAAAAUAAUGGCUAUCUUCAGCCUAGCAAUCCUUUUGUGCAUUUCUCGUGUGGUUGCGUGGCAGGUUCACUGGCAUCCAUCGUGACACAGCCAGCAGAUGUGAUCAAGACGCACAUGCAGCUUUAUCCAGGCAAAUACAAGAACGCACGAACAGUCAUCAUCCAUAUUUAUGGGAAAGAAGGUGCUGUUGGUUUUCUGCGGGGAAUCAUUCCAAGAUGUGUGAGAAGAACUCUCAUGGCUGCCAUGGCAUGGACAGUGUAUGAACAGAUAAUGACAGGUGUUGGUCUAAAAUGAUCCUCCUUUGCCGCUCGACAGUCGGUAGGAAUUGAAACGGCUGGCAGAAUAAUACAUCAAUGCUGAAAUCCGGUGGAUCAGUGUCGGUGCACUUUGUGGAGGCACAUUCUUACCAAGGCAAUGAAUUCAAAAACACUUGACCAUUAUGAAGUCAUUCAAACGAGGUUAAGAGUGAAAAUCCUGUGGAUUGACGUCGAUGCAUUCAGUGAAGGCACCUCGCUCAAAUUCAAUCGGAGACACUUUGACGAUCCCAAAGUCUUUUCAUGAAAAGUUUUGAUUGAAACUUGACUGAUGCCUGUUGGUAGAGCUGCAUGGUCACGGCUGCCGCAACGUUGUCAGUGUAAAAUGCGUAAUUUUUGUAUUGCGUAACAAAAAUAAACAGUGGGAAAUGUUACAGCACGGAUUGGGGUUAGGGUAGAUAGUGGCUAGCCCGAGUUGAGUAAAUGAACAUGGAGGUGGGUUCGCAUUGGUUUCUUGUAGAAAGAUAAUAAUUUUUGGAUAUUUGCAGCGUGUUGAAAUUAUCACUGCAAGAUUUUUAUGAAGUUCUAUUGUAUUUUUGCCUUCCAAUAUUGAUGAUUCAAUCUGAUCUUAUUGUUAAAUUGCCUUCGCUGACAAAUAGUUGAACUAAUAUGAUUCUUUGAAAUUUGACGCUUUUGAUCUGGUUAAUAUUUAGUGCUUUUGGGAUUUAAAGAAAAAAAAGGUGGUCGUUUUUGGUUCAGAACAGCAUCCUUUUAUUUGUGCGAAAGGAAGACUUGAGGACUUCGAUGUUUUUACACAUGAAGUGAAAAAUUAUGAUUAAGAAACAAUAUCUUUUGAAUCGCCUGGGAUCUUAAAAUUUGGGCAGAAUACUCGGCAUUGCUCAUCGUUGCCCUCUGUUAAUGAAAUCAAUGUCACCACCAUGAUCUCUACUUUGACCCUUUCUGUGAAAGCAUUUUCGAUUUCAGUUGAUAGAGGACAGUCUGGUGAUCAAAAUGGUACCAAGAACUCUCUUUUGCUAGAAGUGUUGGUUACCGAUCACCAAUAAGAUCUCUACUUUGACCCCCUUCUGUGAAGGAAAUAUAUCGUUGUUGCCUUUUAUUGUAAAAGCUACUCGGGUGUUGACGGUCUGAAAGCUGUCCCGGUAUAGCUUUAGGCCCAUUGUAUGGCUUCUUGUGCUAUCAAGUUAUAUUUUGUACUGCCUGUAUGCUUUAGACAAUAAUAUGUGGCCAGGGUCUAACUUCAUCAUCAUUCUUACUUGGUCAUCAUAUUCCAGAUUGGGAUUCUGCCUUAUACAUCCAUUGUGUGUGCUUUUCACAUAGAAAAUUAGCUACUGUAAACACUAAAAACAGGUCUCCAAUCAAACACAAUUUUAUUCCGUGCUUCUCUUCUAUCACUAUCGUGUUGACUACUUUUACAGUUAUUCAUGCUAGAGAAGGGGUGAUGGCUAAUACAUGAAGGGUGCGUGCAAACUGGUAACCUACAUUUCAAAAUUAUCACAUUCUUGUUCGCAGUGAAAUUGUUGUUUAUGGCCAAUUGCUUUUGAAGGCAUUCUUAAUAUAAACAAGACUAGUACUUCGUACAGCAAUGCUUUUGAUAUCAAUCCAUAGAGAGCAGUCUGGUGAACAAAAUGGUGCAAAUAAAUUUUGCUGUAAGUGUUAGUUACCAGUUUCUUGCACACAUCUCUUCAAUGUCAUGAUAUGUUUUAAUGACCUGUUACCCCUUUUGUUUCACAAAGUUAAUUGCGAAUGUGAUGAGCAUGAUUAGUCAGUCCAACACACACAAGAAAAAACAUUGUGUUCAAUUGGAGAUCGUCGUAAAGUUGUGCCUUCUUGGGGGCAACACUGAUUUGUUCUCGUCUGGACCAAUCUCUGCCACAGGGGGCGCUGCAGUUGCUAUUUGGUUUUUUUAUAGGCGGCAACCCCUGUCGAUAAUCCUGCAGAAACGUGACGUUUGACGUCAUAGCUUGUCAAACAAGUGUUUUGCAUCAUCAUGGGCAGAGGUCCGUGGAGCGACCAUCUACGUCAGAAUAUUGUGACGGAGAGUGCGUCUGCCCCUUACAUAGUCACACAAUAUUGGUCAGUUAAUAUUGAGGCGGGUCUGUCUGAAAAACUUUAGGAUGACUCUUAAAAAAUUUAUUCUAAGCGUUGGACUAGAAGCAAUCCUCUAAUGUUACAAAAUCUAGCACAGAUUACACUAAAUCAGGAAGUCUGCUAGAACAUGGCUUCGGGGAGGAGAAAUUAGGGUAGUAAAUGAUGAAGUUGUUUUUUAGUGUUGAGACUAGUCCUCACCAGGGGAUUUCUGUAAAUACAUGUUUGUGUACAUUAGUUUGUGUGGAUGUCAAAUACAGGUUGUGUGUCUGAAAUGGAGCACUGAAGUGAAAGCUGCUAUUAACAUGGGAAGAGACAACAAGAAGUGUGCACACUGAAAAAACUGAGGCAUUUACGUUAAUUUCCAAUACAGUUCACAUUGAACCUUUUUUGGUAAGGACCGCAGUUUCUGGUCUCAGCGUGCAUUGACAUUUCUUAUGGAUCUCAUUUGACUCUGUGGUUUUUUUUACUACUCCGGACCAAAGCAGAUGAUUCCUGGUUGAAUUUUCUGUUCUGAACUGGAAACACAGAGUUUCUUUUGUAUUUUAUUUGUAGGGUUCCUGUGUGAGUUUUUGGUGUGUUUAGACUGUGUUGUCUCUUCCCAAGUUUCAUGCUAUAGAAAACAGCAGUGUUACUUGUGGCAGCUUCGGCUUGUAUAUAUUAGACUUUGUAAGUAAUAACUGUGUGAUGAGGUCAUUCACUAACUGUUGAAGGCUUUCUAGAUAAUUGCAUUUAUUUACCUCAGCAGUGUCUCCAAUAUCGAUUUGUCAAAUCUGUGGUAUUAGUGUGCAUAUAUAAUUAACUAGUGCCAUUUAGCUUAGGCAGGAAUAUUGGGAGUGUGUCGAAACAUGAAACCUGUUAAGUGCAGGAUUCUUGUGGCGUGCUAUAUUAUACGGCUGUAUUGUGCGGAUGGACCCCUGUUAAAAGUAACACGUCUGCCCAAAAUGAUAUCCUAGAACUUCACUAAAUAUAUUGAAAGGAGUUUCUCCUUCCUUCUUGGUGUUGCUAUACUGAGGUUACUCGAGUAUUGUACCUUUUGUCUCGCCUCUUACAAAUUGUAACAUUGCCAACCAACCUUUCGCACAUAGUCUUAGCAUAGUAGGCAUAUUGACAAUCAUUUGUUGGUUUUCUGUUCAGAGCUUCAUUUAGUUAAGCAGACAUAUAAUAAUCUCAGUCUGUACUCUGCCUCAGUGUAGCAGCAUUUCUUUUCUUGAGUAAACCUGAAAAAGUUCCAAGGGAACUUGACAUUGCUCAUAUCUUAGUUGUGAAUAAGGUUCAACCUAAACGGUACGGAAAGUAUGGGCCGUAAAAUAUCUAGCAGCUUUUAAUCUGAGUGUAUUUUCUGUCGACUUGAUAAAAAAAUUGCCUGUCUCUUGAUAGAGCACGAGAGAAAUAGUACAUUGCCUGUCGAGCACGAAAGAAAUAGUACAAGUCUGAUGAUAAACAGAAGAUACGACAUUAGAAUUUAGAUUUUGAAGCUUGAUGUUUUAAAUUUUAUCUGGAUGAUGUGAGGUGUGCGACAAAUGUCACUGUAGUGUAACAUGGAAUUGUACAUUGAACUAGACUUCACUGGACUAGACUGCACCAGUUGCCAACUCAUGAAUUGUUUAUAGAGAAUAAUCUCAAAAUGUUGUGUAGAUGCUUUGUUUUCUGAUAAUUAUUCAUGUUUGAGUUGCAAGUAACUACCACCAGUCACAAAAGUGACUCAGGGCCAAGUAUUAUUUUCUGAUAGUUAUUGAUGAAUCGGGCAGUUUGCUUGUAUAUAUCAGCUACAUGUAGUUUAGUGCAUGUUUCUGCUGUUGCCAUAUAAAGUUUAGCCAAGACUUUUUGUAGUCGCAAAUAUUCAUUGUGUAUGCACUCAGUGAGUGGCGGUGGUUACUUCCAUAUACUUUGUUUCCUUGUACAGUGUAUAGCCUGGCACCUCUGCCGAUAUAGCGGGCAGAUUACUGGGUGUCCUGCCCCUUUUGUAAAAAAAGAAUAAAAAUUUAUUCAGAAUGAAAAUCA
Molecule: messenger RNA, 5258 nt
Organism: Lineus longissimus
Lineage: Eukaryota; Metazoa; Nemertea; Pilidiophora; Heteronemertea; Lineidae
Product: mitochondrial glycine transporter B-like
Exons: 10
Coding region: 295-1188 (297 amino acids)
Biological process (GO): glycine import into mitochondrion
Cellular component (GO): mitochondrion; mitochondrial inner membrane
Molecular function (GO): glycine transmembrane transporter activity
Source: RefSeq, a predicted model, not a curated record